AUGCCACCGAAGAAAAGAGGUAGGAAAGCAGCCGGUCUUCCAAAAUUACCAGUAGAGGAGAAGCAGCCUGAACAUGCUAAUAAUGAUUUAGCGCCGCCAAAUGAAGAGGAGCGUGUUGCAGCUGUUGAUCCGGUACCUGAUCAAGAAAUUGUUGCAGCUGUUGAUCUGGUACCUGAUCAAGAAAUUGAACCAGAGUCGGAGGAAGCCGAAGGAGACGCACCCACGAGGAAGAGGGCAGCCCCCAGGCUUGUCACCUCGUUUUCGGAGGAUGAGAAGGAGCUGAUCAUUGACUUCCUACAGCAGAAUCCCACACUGUACUCCAAAAGACUGGCUGGUUACAAGGACUCGGCAGCAAAAGACAGGCUGUGGACAGAGCAGGCAAGAAAGAUGGAACGUAUGCCCAUGGAACUAAAGACCUGGUAUGACAGCAUGCGCACCAAGUUCGGAAAGCUGAAGAAAACAGUCACCAAGUCCAGGCAAGCUGCAGAACACUUCACUGCAACCGAACUGUGGAUAUGGCAGCGCUUCCAGUUCCUGUUAGAGCACAUCACUCAGAUGCCCAGAAGGACCGUGGCGAGCUUCACUGCCCGACUUCGACCUGCUGCUGAUGCUACUAUAGCUCCCCCUGUUGGGGCUUCUUCUGAAGCUUCGGAAGACGACCCAACUGAUACCCCUACACCACCUGCUUGCAAUCAAACGUAUACAAAUACGUUGUCUACAGCCCCAGGCAAAACGGACCGCAUGAUGGGCCUCCUGGAAACCUUCCUGGAGAAUCGGCAGGGUCAGGCGCUACCAACCACUGCCUGUGGUUCCUACGUUGAUGGAAGUCUGCGCAGCCUUCCAACACGGAUCCGACGUACAGCAGAAGCAAGAAUAAUGGCAAUUUUACACGAGUCCCAGAACGAAGCAGACCGCCUGCUAUUUCGACCGGUACAACUGCAACAGCCUGGCCCAGCUAAUCGUCAGCAACCCUGUACCUCUUACGAAGAACCUCCAGCCCAGCGUUUUGAUAGUCGUCUAAGUGAGUCUCUGGUCAGGCAAUGGCAGCCACCCCCCUCCCAGUGGCCUGUUGAGGUGACGAACCCACCUGAUCUCUGGCACUCGAUGGAUCGUCCGUGGGUACAAGAGCAGUUCCCUCAUAUGAACAUCGCAUGUCAAAGGCCCGUGACUGGAAACCUACAACAAUCACAGCAAUCGACGCCAGCUACCGAAGUUCAAGACAUCGCGCCUAACCAAAUGACCGCCUCUGCCUCAGGUUCCUUCUUCUCCUUGCUGAAUCAGAUCCGUCAGGCAGAGGACGACGACCAGUGCAGACCAAACCAGUAAAGUUCUUCUGAAUGCGUUUGUAUUUUUCAGAAAAUAAAUACAUGCAAACUUGUCUGUCUUAGUUGUUUACUCUUACCAUAGCAGGAGUAUUCCGGGUACUCCGGUUACCCUACAAUUCCAAAACUGGCAAUGUCCGUAGAUGACCUUAAUGUGUUAAUCGUAAAUUAA
This is a messenger RNA of Saccostrea cuccullata (small rock oyster), 1494 nucleotides long. RefSeq lists its product as uncharacterized. Lineage: Eukaryota; Metazoa; Mollusca; Bivalvia; Ostreida; Ostreidae. Bases 1 to 1326 code for a protein of 441 amino acids. The record is from RefSeq and is a predicted model, not a curated record. The transcript has 2 exons.